Protopolystoma xenopodis is the source of this 585-nucleotide messenger RNA. Lineage: Eukaryota; Metazoa; Platyhelminthes; Monogenea; Polystomatidea; Polystomatidae. The record is from the annotation of a GenBank genome assembly.
CACACUUCAGCCACUCCGCCGCCGCCACCACCGCCGCCAAAGAAUCUAAGACAACGACUAGUUUCAUUGUAUCCUCUCGUCUACAAUAUCACGUGGCUGCCUGCUUCUGGAACCGGCGAAUCGGCGAAGGCCUCAAACACAUCCCUCGACCGAACCGGGCAUGCGUCGAUGCUGUUGCCUUCGGCCUCGCAACCGUCGCCAAUCGCCCCAGCGACAAGCGGAACGACAAGCCAGUUUCUUCGUCCUCUUCGAGGGGACACUGCGACCUGGCCAGACGAUACCGGAGACUCAGGCCAUACUGAAAUCAGACUGGAUCAAGAACCCCGUUUUGCAGGAGCCCUCGACUUUGCGACUGCGGAUUCGAGGCCGUCGAGGGCCAUCAAAGCGUCUGGGCACAACGACCCGACAGACGAACGUUUGUCCCGUCUGGCAUGGCUGGCAACAGACCCGGCCAGUGCCACCAAGGCCGUCGGCAGAUCGGAUAAAAGGGGUCUGCUGCCUCGACUCGGCGAGAAACCGGGCCGGAGUGGUUUACGCCAGACUGAACGUUCCCAGCAAGAUUCUUCCUCUUUAUUCUACAGGUAA